Molecule: messenger RNA, 1225 nt
Organism: Delphinapterus leucas (beluga whale)
Lineage: Eukaryota; Metazoa; Chordata; Mammalia; Artiodactyla; Monodontidae
Gene: GLIPR1
Product: GLI pathogenesis related 1
Cellular component (GO): extracellular region
Source: RefSeq, a predicted model, not a curated record
UGAAGUCGACUGUGCUUUGUAAAACCGGCUCACCAAGCCUCAGGACCUGCAGUGCCUCUGGAUUCCAGCCUCCGGGUCUCCACGCCAGACAGUCUGAGCAUGCGAGUCACACUUGCUGUGACAGCCUGGAUGCUCUCUGUGGUCUCCAGUUCUUCCUCUCCAGCAAAUACUUUGCCAGAUAUCGAAAAUGAAGAUUUCAUCAAAGACUGUGUUCGAAUGCACAACAAGUUCCGAUCAGAAGUGACUCCAAAAGCCAGUGAUAUGCUAUACAUGACUUGGGACCCAGUACUAGCCCAAAUUGCAAAAGCAUGGGCAAGGAACUGUCAGUUUGCACACAACAUACAGCUGAAGCUACCCCACAAGCUGCACCCAAAUUUCACUUCACUGGGAGAAAACCUCUGGACUGGGUCUCUGUACCUCUUUUCUGUGUCUUCAGCCGUCACAGACUGGUACAACGAAAUUCAAUACUAUGACUUCAAGACUCAGAAAUGUGACAAGGUCUGUGGCCACUAUACUCAGGUUGUUUGGGCAGAUAGUCACAAAGUUGGCUGUGCAGUACAGUUUUGUUCUCGAGUUGCUGGCUUUGAAAGUCUUCGCAAUGGAGCACAUUUUAUAUGCAACUACGGACCAGGAGGCAAUUACCCAACCCGGCCAUAUAAAAAAGGAUCCACAUGCAGUGCCUGCCCCAGUAACGACAACUGUCUGGACAAUCUCUGUGCUAACCCACAACGAGACAAAGUGACACGUUACUACUCUGUUGUGUUUCCAGACUGGCCAAUAUUUCCACGUAACAGAUACACAUCUCUUUUCCUCAUUGUUACUCCACCAAUCCUAAUACUGAGUGUUAUAAUUAUCAGUUUGGUCAAGCACAAAUACCCUCAUUUAGUUCUUCUGAACUAAUACAAUCCAGGGGGGAAAAAAAGCCUCAUUCGUACAUGGCUUUAAAAAAUAAAUUAAAAUUGGGUGUUAUUUCUAAUUUGCAGCAAACCCUUACUCAAAAGAAGAAAUGGUUCAAUGGUUCAAUUUCCUUUCCUAACAUUAGAAGGUAAACUCAUCUUUACUUUCCACUUUUUAUGAAGAAGCAUUGUUUUCAUGCUGCCACAGCUGUGACUUUCAGUGAGUAACCCACCCCCUGUGUGCCUUAGCUUCUAAAUAUGUAAAAUCAGUGAGCUAGAUUUAGGCAAGUCCUGGUCCUCAUCAGUAAAAGCAUUUCUAUUUAACCUGU